GUUUUCAAAACCAAAGGUUAUCCUCCAGUUACAGCAAGGCGAAGACCCCUGGAUGGUGGAAAAUGAAGCUUGUCAAGCUGUGUGUCCAGGAUGGGAGAGGUUGUCUGAAACCACAGUUUGCCAAGAAGAAAACCAGGGAUUAAUAAAUAAGCCCAUAAGUGAUACUUUUGACAUCAAGUUGGAAAAAGCCUGCAUAAAUGAAAACAAUCUAGAGAAGCAAGAAGGCAAAAUGAACAAUCCUUUCAGGACAGUCUUUGUUACAAUCCAGAAAACUUACAUACAGGAGAGGAAUUUUAUAGGCAUUGAACUUGAGAAAAAUAUAGGCCUGAAGUCAUCACUUAAUAAAAAACCCAGUACUGGAUGCAGAGGAAGGAAACCAAACUCACAGAAAUAUUCAAUUCUAUUUAAACAACUGGGAAUCAAUAUAAUACGUAAGUGUUAUAAAUGUAAUAUCUGUGAAAAAGUCUUCCUUCACAGUUCAUCCAUGGGUAAGCAUCAAAGAAUCCAUACUGGAGAGAAGCUUUAUAAAUGUAAAGAAUGUAGGAAAGCUUUCAGCCAAAGCUCAUCUCUAACUCAGCACCAGAGAGUUCAUACUGGAGAGAAACCUUAUAUAUGUAGUGAAUGUGGAAGAGCUUUCAGUUUCACUACAUCUCUCAUUGGACAUCAGAGAAUGCAUACUGGAGAGAGACCCUACAAGUGUAGUGAAUGUGGAAAGACAUUUAAAGGUAGCUCAUCCCUUCAUAAUCAUCAGCGAAUUCAUACUGGAGAAAAGCCCUAUAAGUGUAAUGAAUGUGGUAGAGCCUUUAGCCAGUGCUCUUCUCUUAUCCAGCACCACAGAAUUCAUACUGGAGAGAAACCAUAUGAAUGUAGUCAAUGUGGUAAAGCUUUUACUUCAAUCUCUCGGUUAAGUAGACACCAUAGAAUUCACACUGGUGAGAAACCGUUUAAUUGUAAUGAGUGUGGGAAAGUAUUCAGUUAUCAUUCAGCCCUUAUUAUACAUCAGAGAAUCCACACUGGUGAGAAGCCAUAUGUAUGUAAAGAAUGUGGGAAAGCUUUUAGCCAAAGCUCUGCUCUCAUACAACAUCAAAGAAUUCAUACUGGAGAAAAACCCUACAAAUGUAGCCAAUGUGGGAAAGCUUUCUCCUGGGUUUCACGACUUAAUAUACACAGUAGAAUUCAUACUGGAGAGAAACCAUAUCAUUGUAAAGAAUGUGGAAAAUCGUUCAGUUCCCAUUCAGCAGUUAAUACUCAUAGAAAAAUUCAUACUGGCGAAAAACCGUAUAAGUGUAGUGACUGUGAAAAAACCUUCAACCAAAGUUCAGCUUUGAUUCAGCACCAGAGAAUUCAUACUGGAGAAAAACCAUACAACUGUAAAGUGUGUGCAAAAGCAUUUAGACAAAGUUCAUCCCUUAUGACACAUAUGAGAAUUCACACAGGAGAAAAGCCUUACAAAUGUAAAGAAUGUGGGAAAUCUUUUAGUCAGAGCUCAUCCCUUACAAAUCAUAAGAGAACUCAUACUAGAAAAAAAUAUAAAUAAAAUGCAUGCAGAAAACUUUCCAAAUGAUGUUCACCUCAUACUGAAUGUUAGUAACUCAUCUUGGGAGACAGUGAUAAAUAUUAGUUAAUUGUGGGUUAAAUUUCAGAACUUCAAUUUCAUCAAAUACCAGUUUCCAUGAUGCAGUAUAACUUAAGUAAUAUUAUGGAAACUUCUAUAAAAUGUUUAUAUGUCUGUUGUUUUAUCCGGGCUGGCUUCACGGGCAGGUAACAGAGACAACCAGAGACACACGGCUGGGCUGAGAACGCAGUUUAAUCUUUAUUCACGAACGGGCAAAUCACCACACCAUGUGCUUUUCUCCAUCAUC
Messenger RNA from Erinaceus europaeus (western European hedgehog), 1862 nucleotides. RefSeq names its product zinc finger protein 879-like. Gene Ontology annotation, biological process: central nervous system development; regulation of transcription by RNA polymerase II. The record is from RefSeq and is a predicted model, not a curated record. The transcript has 2 exons. Lineage: Eukaryota; Metazoa; Chordata; Mammalia; Eulipotyphla; Erinaceidae. Gene Ontology annotation, molecular function: DNA-binding transcription factor activity, RNA polymerase II-specific; RNA polymerase II cis-regulatory region sequence-specific DNA binding. Bases 53 to 1537 code for a protein of 494 amino acids. Gene Ontology annotation, cellular component: nucleus.